Carassius carassius (crucian carp) is the source of this 2589-nucleotide messenger RNA. It is a transcript of the gene il17rel, whose product is annotated as interleukin 17 receptor E-like. The record is from RefSeq and is a predicted model, not a curated record. Bases 74 to 1603 code for a protein of 509 amino acids. Lineage: Eukaryota; Metazoa; Chordata; Actinopteri; Cypriniformes; Cyprinidae. Gene Ontology annotation, molecular function: interleukin-17 receptor activity. The transcript has 18 exons.
CUGACAGCAAGUCAUUCACAGCAACAAAGCAAGUUUGUACAGGAACCUCAGCGCGUGUCAAAACUGACCGAACAUGAAAUAUCUCCCACUUUUUCCUUUUCUGCUCCUCAUCCUCCAGAACCACAAGAUCCACUCGGACAGGAUUGAGACAAAUGAGGAUUGUGCUUGGAGUUGUUCUGAGGGUCUACAGUGUAAACCCAGAGCUUACUCUCCACUGUCAGCAUUUCACUGCAGGAAUCAGCCUGUUAGCAGCGCCGUGUUUAAUAAUGUGAUGUUGUCUAAUGUGUUGGCGUGUGAAGGGAGAAAAUGUUCACUCCAGCUUAAAAUCACAACAUCAGUGAAUGCUACUGGUGAUAUUCGUGGAGUCUCAGUGUGUGCCGACUCUGCAGGGAUGAUAGGACAUUGCCAGAUUUACACCUUUGGCCAUGUUGGCAAAGGAAAAGCCACAGGGAAACAGGUUGAUGUGAAGUUUAAAUGUGUUCCUGUUAGACCUGGACAGCUUGUGUUUGUGACACUCAAAACCAUUCCCAACUACUGUAAGGCCACGUGGACACAAAGACACCUUGUUCCUGAAUGCAGUCAUGAAGGUAUCAGAGAUGAAAUUGCAGAGUGCAUCACUGGGAAGCUGGCAUACACUGUGGAUAAAGCCAUGAAUGCGUUAACAGUGAAAGUGACUGAUGCUCCAGAGGACACAGACUACAAUCUCCGGCUCUGCCAUAAACGUAAGGUCAUCUGUGCCGGGGAAGGGGCUCAUAUGAAGAUAAAGCCACAACAUCUACAGAGUAGCAUAAUGCUUCAUUAUUCCAAACCAUUACCCUGUUUGUGCAUCGAGGGCUGGCCUGCCAGAGUAGAUGCAAGGAGAGUUCAGGUGUGCCCAUUCAAAAACAAUUUAGAAGAACUGUGGUCUGGGAUAACCUUUGACUUCAAUAAGGAAGAGCUGAUAUGGGAGCCGCAGUGUCCAGUCAAAGUGUCAGUUUCUCUGUGCCAUGCUGAUGGAGGGAAACACUGUCAAGACAUUGGAAAUGUUUUCCAUUCAGAGGGGCAAAAAGUGAUAUUCUCUUCCGUGGAUCCACACCCAACGCUUUGCACGAAGUUUACCACUGAAGUGGGGACAUGGAUAAAGUGUCCUUUUGCAAAAGGAAAUUUCUCAGUCUGGACAGCAAAGAUUACAUCAAAAGAUGGUCAGCAGUGGGCAGAGAUUUCAACAUGGGUCGAAGCCAGCUUCUCCGUUUCUGUCUGUGAGAUGAAACCCUCCUCUCAGUGUAAACAAAUCGAGGGAAACGAGUUCCCAAACUUUUCUGUGGACAAAAUGAAGCACACAGUUUUCAACUUGUCUAAAAGUUCGUGCGAAGUGUGUGUCUGCAUCCAGGUCCAGAGGGUAGAUGUGCGCUUUUCAGUCCCUGUGCUUCAAUGUGACUUGCAGUGUUCAAAUUGGUGCCGUGACCCAGAGAGAAGUCAGGACAUUGAGAAGAUUUUAUUGCCUGCUGUCAUAUUUCUGACCGUGAUCCUGGCAGCUGUCUUGUUUGGUAGAAUGAUAUUAAAAGAUGGGGACAAGAAGAAAACACCAUGGAGGAAACUCACAUGUUUGAGGAUGAAUCAGUGACAAGCACGCCUUCUCAACAAGAGGAUGUAGAUUGUAGGAUAGUUCUCAAUAAAGCAUGCGUGUAAUCCUUUUUUAUUUUUAUUUUUUUACUGUAAGACUGAAGCCUAACAUAAUACUUGUUUAUUGUCUAAUGCACACAUUACAAGUUGUAACAUUUGAAAACUGUAACUAAAUACAUUGUUUUUUUAUGCAUAAUGUACCAGCUGCUUUUAUGAGUUUAUAACACGCAGUGUAUUAACAUGAAUUUUGGAGCAUUUGUAUAAGAAACUUUUUUAUGUAAGUCAGUGUAAGACUGAAUUUAUGUUACACAUUAAUAGUUUCCUGCUUUGCAUAAUCAAAUUCGUUUUUGUCACCUAUGAGUUACUACUUUUGUACAGCAGAGGGCAGUGUCGCUAACAAAUGAAUGUCUGUGUCAGCAGUGUGAAUGAGUUUUUGCUUCUGAUGUUGAUAUUUCUCUCACGUCAGGCUUGAAACUAGGUCACAAAUGGGUGGUCAGCUUACAGACACUUGUGUAACCCCAAUGUGUUGGUUUACUGCCAUAGAAAUUUCUGCAGCUGCACAUGUUCCUGUGUCUCCUGUCCCUGUCGUCAUUAUAUUCGAUGACACACUUUUUCUCUGAUCCUGAGGAUUCAGAGAUACUGUAUGACAAUUCUGGACGGUGCUGCUCUGUGCCGAUGGGAGGGGCCGGGUGGAAUCGGCUCUGGGGUUUGCUGAUGAAAACAUUCCUGAAGGAUAGAGUAAAGCCCAAACAAUAGAGCUCAAUACCAAUACAGUUUUGGGGAGAUGCCACCAUUCUCCAGUUUAGUCUGUGAUUUUAUUGUGUUUUUAUGAGCAUCAACUGAAUAAACUUUAUUUUUUAUUUUUUAUCAUACUCAAGAGUUCACAGGGUUCACUUGAAAAUAAAGGGGGUUUCAUAGUGAUGCCACAAAGGAACCAUUCAAAUAACCUCUCAAGGAACAGUUCUUAAAUCAGUGUGUCAAUAGCAU